This is a messenger RNA of Adelges cooleyi (spruce gall adelgid), 4550 nucleotides long. It is a transcript of the gene syd, whose product is annotated as JNK-interacting protein 3. The transcript has 25 exons. Gene Ontology annotation, molecular function: MAP kinase scaffold activity; kinesin binding; signaling receptor complex adaptor activity. The record is from RefSeq and is a predicted model, not a curated record. The coding region runs from base 222 to 4040 and encodes 1272 amino acids. Gene Ontology annotation, cellular component: cytoplasm. Gene Ontology annotation, biological process: vesicle-mediated transport. NCBI's taxonomy places the organism in Eukaryota, Metazoa, Arthropoda, Insecta, Hemiptera, Adelgidae.
CAUAAUUUCCAUUUCAGUCUUCAUAGUUUACUUUUAAUACGCAAUUUUUGUUUUACAUUAUUUUUAAAUGUAGCUUAAGUGUUUUAUAUAUAUUUUUUUAUAAUGUUUAGAAAAUACUUAAAUCUUUAUAAUUUUGUUUGUACGCAAUUCAAUUAAUAUCAAUUUGAUAUUGAUUUUUUAAAAUUUUUUUAAACUAAUUAUUUAAGGCUAUCUCUUUUUAAAUGGCGAAUGAAAUUGUGUAUGGAACACAGGAUGACAGCCACAUCGUCAUGUCUGAAAAGGUGCAAUCAUUGGCAGGCAGCAUAUAUCAAGAGUUCGAGAAGAUGAUAGCCAAGUACGAUGAAGAAGUGGUUAAAAACUUGAUGCCUUUGGUAGUCAAUGUGUUGGAGUGUUUAGACCUGUCACAUACAGAAAAUCAAGAACAUGAAGUGGAAGUUGAGUUGUUACGUGAAGACAACGAACAACUUGUUACCCAAUAUGAAAGAGAGAAACAACUACGGAAAUCUGCUGAGCAGAAAUUAUUGGAAAUGGAUUACGAAUUGGAUGAUUUUAAAAAAGAAUACCAAAGUAAAAUUGAAAGUCUAGAAUCGAUUGUUAGAAUGCUAGAACUAAAAGCUAAGAACGCUUCGGAUCAUGUCUACAGGUUAGAAGAAAAAGAACAAGACAUGAAACAAGAGUACACAAAAUUGCAUGAACGUUAUACGGAAUUGUUCAAAACACAUAUGGAUCACAUAGAAAGAGCCAAAAUGCUAAUGGGAUCCGGUGAUCGCAUGGACAGCACUAGAAGCAUUCGAAUGCCGUUUAUGAGCAUGGCACACAUGAGCCGAUCUUCAGGGCCCGUUUCUUUUGGAUUCAGUUCUCUCGAAGGACCGUCUACGCUCAAAUCAAUUGAUGUGUCCAAUGAAUAUCCAAUAAUUGCUUCUAAUUCACCACCUGGAAGUAUGCAAUCUAAUUCUAGUCUUAAAAAUGAACUGCAAAUUCAGGAUCAAGAAAACUCUGAAGCAGAAUCUCGUCUUCGUAAUGAUCCACUAUCGGAACGGGGAUGGUCUGAAACCUUAAAUUCUAUGAGCAAAGCGGAUAGUAGUCCCGAUGAAGUGCCUGAAAUAGUAGAAGAAGCUGAAACAACACCUAGAAAUUCUGUUUUAAUGCAGAGUGGUCGAAGUCAUACACAAAGAGAACAGAGGACUGCUUCUAAUGUUCUAUACCAAGAAUUUAGUUUUCAAGAUAACGAAGGUCAAAAUGAAAUCGAAGAAAUGCCGGAUAUUACAGGCAAUUGGGUACAUCCCGGUGAUUAUGCAUCUUCAGUCAGCAGUGAGACUGAACCUGAGACUCCGCUCUCAAUAGUUAACGAUAACUUUUUCGGAAUGGGAAAAGAAGUUGAAAAUCUCAUAAAAGAAAAUACAGAGCUGUUGGCAACCAAAAAUGCCCUCAAUAUUGUUAAAGAUGAUUUAAUUAUUAAAGUAGAUGAAUUAACAAGUGAACAACAUAUUUUACGUGAACAAGUCAAAGCGUUGCAAACUGUUAAUGUUCGCUUAACUCAAAAAGCUGACGAAGCUGAAGAAGAUUUGAAAAAAACAAAACAAGAAUUAGAACAGCUAAAAGCUAAUAAAUCCGAUUCUGAUGAAGAAAAAUCAUAUGCGGAACGUAAACGUUUUACUCGUGUCGAAAUGGCCAGAGUCAUUCUGGAGCGUAACAAAUUUAAAGAACAGCUUAUGGAUUUGGAGGAAUCACUUCGUUGGCAAGAAACUGUACGUGCAAUUCGGUUGGAGCCAAACGAGAAAAAAAAACAGGGUGUGUGGAGACUGUUUAGCAGCUUGUUUGGAAGUGGUGCCAAACCUAAUGAUACAGGACUUGGAAGUGGAAGUAGCGGAGGAGGCGUAAUGGCACAGCGUCCUAGAUCUAUUCAUUAUGACCCAUCGUCACAUCAGGUGGGACCAUCUAGUAUAAUGAAAAGACGUAGUAUGAUUGAAGGUGGACGAUAUGGUCGAUACGAAGACGAUAUAUAUGCAGAUAAAUCAAAGAGACCUGAUAGACGAGUACAUUUUAGUCGUAUUCGCACUCAUAUACCUAGGGAGGAUAGUUGGUUACAAGCCUACGGGUGGAGUAUGCCAGCUGAUACGUCAGCAAGCAGACCCAUGUUAAACACACCACAACAACCCGACAAUUCAGGAACAAGCUACCCAGUUCCGGUUCUAGUUAAUUGUUGUUCACCUCUUGCAGACACAGAACCCGGAAUGAAAAUGUGGUGUGCAACUGGAGUCAAUCUCAGUGGUGGUGUUACACGCGACGGUGGAUCAAUUGUUGGAGCUAGCGUAUUUUACAAAGACAAUGGUACAGAUAAAAAUGAUAGUAAAGAUGACGAUAAUGAAAAACUAGAGAUUACAGACGAAAGUAUGGAAAUGAAAAAAUUAGAUGACGAAUUAAUGGAAAAUAGUAGAACGAAUAUAGAAUCUGAGAUGGUGUUGUCUUCACUAAUAUGGAUUUGUACUACGUCCAAUAAUAACAGCAAAGUAGUUAUCAUUGAUGCAAACAAACCUGAUAUUGUAUUAGAGACGUUCAAUAUAUCUUGUCAGGCUCAUAUUGGUUGUAUAGCUUCAGUACCAGGUGCUUUAGAGAGUGAUUAUACAGAUAAAAAUGAUGUUAUAAAUUGUGAACUUGAAAAAACUGAAGAGGUUACUGAAAAAGAUAAACAAGUACCGGAAGAGAAUAAACGCGAUGUGGAAAUUGGUAAAAUAGUUUUUGUCAGCUGUGCAACGGGAAGCGAAGAAAGUAAUAUAAUCAAAGAAAAUGAAAACGAAGAACUUCCUCAAAGUGAAGAAAAUUCGUCUGGUAUAGAAGCUUUAUGUGACGAUAGCGUAACAGAGACUGAUCAGCCAGAUAGUAAUAAUAUCGUACCAAAGAAAUCUAGUAUUAUGAAAGAAGGUAUCAUAAAGGAUGGAUUACUCGACCCGCCUAAUGAUAUUGGAGUGGCUAAAGAAGACUUGGAUAAAAUGUCUAGCGUUUUACCUACCGUGUGGUUGGGUUUUGAAAACGGUUGUAUUUUUGUUCAUUCGGCUAAAUCGCAAUGGAGAAAAUGUUUACAUUCAGUCAAAUUAAAAGACGCCGUUCUUAGCAUUGUUUAUGUCGAUAGUCGCGUAUUAUGUGCUUUGGCCAAUGGUACUGUGGUUGUGUUUCAACGUGAUGCAGACGGUUGUUGGGAUUUAAGUAAAUACUACAGCGUCACUUUAGGACCGCCUCAGAAUGCAGCGCGGUGUUUAGUAUCCGUCAACAGUAAAAGAGUUUGGUGCGGUUAUAAAAACAAAAUUCACAUUUUACAUCCUCGAUCAUUAGUAGUUAUUCAUACUCUAGAAGCUCAUCCUCAUAAAGAGAGCAAAGUACGCACUAUGGUUUGGGUGGGAGAUGGUGUAUGGGUGUCCAUACGUCUGGAUUCCACAAUACGACUAUAUCAUGCAUACAACUAUUCCCAUUUACAAGAUGUGGACGUACAACCAUUUAUAAUAAAAAUGCUUGGUUCAGAUAAACCUCAUUUAUCGUGUAUUCGCAUCACAGCUAUGUUAGUUGCUUCAAAUAGACUCUGGAUCGGUACUGGAAUUGGUGUUGUUAUAUCAGUUCCUCUAUUAGAUAAAGGUCUAUUGGGCUUCUCGAUUAAUAAAGAAGCAAAAGUUUUUUCUGAGCCUAAAACUCAAGAAGUGACUCCCAGUAGUUUUACACCUUAUUGCUCAAUGUCUCAAGCUCAAUUGUCUGUGCACGGCUUUAGAGAUUCAGUAAAAUUCUUUGUUUCAGUACCCGGAUCCGGAGGUUUUUCAGCCGCAACAGCCAUUCAACAGGAUGGUCCUAUUGUUGAAAGUGUACCAGACGCCGAACAUUUGAUAUCGACUUUAAUCAUUGCCGGUGGCGAAGGCUACAUAGAUUUUAGAUCUGAUGAACAAGAAGACAGCGACUACCUCGACCGUACAGAAAAACACCAGUUAUUCCUCUGGGAAGUUUUAUCGGAAAUUAAGAAUAAAUCUAGGACAAAAAUGGAUUCCAUUAUCAAAUAAAAGAUGGUUGACAAUUAAAAAAAAAAGAUAAAUAUAUAUGUUAUGGUUUUUUUUUCCAUUUUAAAGUGCCAUUAUUUAUUUUAAUCUGUUUUUAUAAGAUUUUUUUCUCAUAUUAUUAACUAUUAUACAUCCUUUUUAUAUUAUGCUAACAGCUAUUUUGUUACCUUACAUCUUAAAUAUACCCUUGUUUUUUGUUUUUAUUUUAUUUAUAUGCUAUCAUGUUUGUGCUGUGAUUUAUAUCUCAAUAAGUACAAUUAACUAUGUAUUAUUGUUUUUGUGACGAAAAAUUUUGUUUUUUUUUUAUUAUAUAUAAUUAGAACGAAUUGAAUUGUUUUUGAACCAACUUUAAACAAUUCAAUUCGUUUUAAUUAUUUAUUUUUACUAUGAAUUAAAAACUAUAGUAUCACAUCCAAUGUCUUAUGUUUUUAGUGCAUGCAUAUUUGUUAAUCUUUUGUUUUAUUAGCCUUCAUUAAACAAUAUUACUAAUUUUAAGGCAAAAAUGUUUAUUAA